Microcebus murinus (gray mouse lemur) is the source of this 929-nucleotide messenger RNA. Its product is annotated as homeobox protein ESX1-like. Gene Ontology annotation, molecular function: DNA-binding transcription factor activity, RNA polymerase II-specific; RNA polymerase II transcription regulatory region sequence-specific DNA binding. Lineage: Eukaryota; Metazoa; Chordata; Mammalia; Primates; Cheirogaleidae. The record is from RefSeq and is a predicted model, not a curated record. Gene Ontology annotation, biological process: regulation of transcription by RNA polymerase II.
CCAGCACACACGCCACAACUGGAGGCGACUGGAGUAACAGUCGUCUAACCACGAGGGCGUAGACGUUGAACCUGAGGCAGACGCGCGCUAUAUAAACCCCCACCCCCAGACCCCGGCACAGAGACGGCAGAAGCUCACGGCGUCGUCCACGGCACUCAAGAGCAUGGAUUCUCCGCCCGGGUGCAGCCACGAGGAUACCGGCUACCGCAGCCUGGGGGUCGAUGAGCUCCAGGAAGAACUGCAUGAUGUGAAGGCUAUGGCGACCUCGGUGACUGAAGCGGGAGGAGACGACGAGGAGAAAAUAGGAUCCGACCCGGAGCAGGGCGCAGCAGCAGCAGGAGAAGAAAGCCAAGUUGGCGCGGAAGCUCCAGACCCCUUCGACGACGAGACCCAGAAGUGCGGCGGCGGUGGCGGCGGCGGCGGCGACCAGGAGCCCACCCAGGAGGCUGCCCAGGAGGCCGCCGAGGGUCUGCAGCCCCAGGACAGGCAGCAUCGCUUCUACCUCAAAACCUUCAGGCGGCUGCAACUGCAGGAACUGGAGAACGUUUUCCAACGCGGUCAAUACCCCGACGUGUUCGCAGGAAAGGAGCUGAAAUUACGCGUGGAUGUGACCGAAGCUAGCGAGCAAGUCAGUAAUCCUGAAAAAGGCAACAAGCCAGGACAGCCACUCUAAAUCCUGCUUCAAGAAUUGACCAGCUGUGUCCUAGACGUUCUCAAGUUGGUGUGUUUUUGUUAACUUUUCCAUGUUUGGCAAAUAAGCUUUGAAGUUUUGGGGGUGAAAAUGGGAUAAGCAAACCCCAGCUUAUGGGAAAUUUCCCAUUACCAGGGGGAAUGUGAUUUUCUAAUGGAAACAUAAAAAGAAAAAGAACCAAACUGCCGUUUACCCCUAUUCUCUGUACAAGAUUAAAUACAAAUAAAGUUUAACUGCU